AUGGCGUUCAUCCUUCGCAGGCCGUUCGCAGUCUCUGCCGGCCUCAAACAGAUAACCAAAUCAUCACCAGGCAUUCGCCUCUUCCACAACUCACCCGUCAAAUCAAACACUUUCUUCAACUCCAAAUCCACCACUCCUGCAGCAUCCGCCCUCAGCAAGUCAAAGGCAACAUUUCAAAAUGCUUUCAGACGGACAUAUAUGCAACAGCCAGCCUAUGCUCCAGAUCGUGGCAAUCUCACACAGAAGCUCUUGUAUGGCGCCGCAAUCCUCGGAGGCACGAUUGUCGCAACGAAUCUCAUCUUCAACCGGGAAACGAGGGAGGAUGGUGGGAUGCCGCCCUUCGAACGCGAGUACUUGAAUCAGACUUUCAUGCACACGGGACUUGGAAUCGGCAUCAUUGGAAUUACGGCGAAGGCUCUUCAUUCUUCGGGAUGGUCGUACAGAUUGAUGGCCACGAAUCCUUGGAUAGUGGUUAUUGGUGGCCUGGCACUUAGUAUCGGUACGAUGUAUGGGACUUUCAAUACCGCGCCAGACAACUACAUCCAAAAAUACGCCCUCUGGACCGGUUUCAAUGCCACCCAAGCCGCAAUUCUCUCCCCUCUCAUGUUCAUGUCACCCGCCCUCCUCGCUCGCGCCGGCAUCUACACUCUCGGCAUGAUGGGCUCUAUCGCAUUCGUGGGCGCAACGGCAAAGCAAGAAAAGUACCUCUACCUCGGCGGUCCCUUAUUGGCAGGUGUAGCCAUCGUCGCCAUCUCCGGAUUUGCACCAUUGGUACUACCAGCCACUGCCGUCAGAACUCUGAUGUGGAGCGAGAAGAUCUGGCUGUACGGUGGGUUGGCAGUAUUCGGCGGGUUCACCUUGUAUGAUGUGCAGAAGAUAUUGCAGCACGCGAGGAUGGCGGAGAGGGGGAUGGUCAGGAAGGAUGUUGUGAACGAGAGCAUCAGCUUGGAACUUGAUUUCCUCAACAUCUUUAUCAGGAUGGUGCAGAUUUUGGGGAUGCAGAGGAGGAAGUAG
Molecule: messenger RNA, 1014 nt
Organism: Endocarpon pusillum Z07020
Lineage: Eukaryota; Fungi; Ascomycota; Eurotiomycetes; Verrucariales; Verrucariaceae
Exons: 2
Coding region: 1-1014 (337 amino acids)
Cellular component (GO): mitochondrial inner membrane
Source: RefSeq, a predicted model, not a curated record